AAAUGACAGACGGCGGGGUCUAUCUUUCAAUGGUUCACGAAACAAUUUAUAUUAAUUAAAUGACUAGUUAAGGAUAUUGUUUCCGUUUUUAUCGUAAACUAAGCGAAAAUGUGGUUCAAGGACUGUGUUUGAAACAUAAGGCUUGUUAAAAAUGCGGUUAACGCAAUUGAAAAUGGAUAUUCCGUAUUCGUUCGGAGCCAUUUUUAUUGUAUUUAUUUUAUGCGUUCAUUGUGUAAAUGCAGCAAAUGACAACGAAAUAAAGGAAAUUUAUGUUCCGUCCGCACCACAAAAUCUCACAGCCAACUUCGUGACAGCUACCGAAAUACAUUUAUCCUGGGCCCCGCCGCUAACCUUCACUCUCCACCCCAUCCCUUCACCUGAGAAGAUACUGACCACCAAACCAGACCAAGAAUUCGCCGUCCUACCAAAGAAAACAAUUGAACAUCAAUCAGACGCGCCUGUCAAUGAUGCAAACGGUCCACUAGUGCUGCCAGAAAACCCUGACAAGCUUAAAGACCUGGAGUACGCUACAUACAACUGGUACAAAAAUGACAAGAAGUACAGCGACGAAUACUCCACUUCGGAUAUGAUGAUGGACUCUUAUAGAAGUAAGAGGGAAUCUCGUUCCCACAGGCAUAGGAAAAGAAGGCAGGACAACAGCACUGACGCGAGGAGCUUACACAUGGAGAACGGUGAUGUGGAAACACAUCAGGCUUUCGAAAUGGGCAAUUCUAUAGAGGUAGUGAAAAAGUCCUUCAAUCCGAUUCGAGCGCACAAAGAUACCACGCAGAUUGCGUACGUGCUAUACUUUGAGCAAGGAGUGCCAAGGUUCGAUAUGACGCCAGUACAGGGAGCGCAGAACUCCUCAGAGGUCAAGAAUAAGAAUGUGUUCUCGAGCGAUUUGGGAAUGGAGGAGUAUUCCAGGUCUACUAAGAACCUGACUUUGCUGAACACUUCGGGCAAGGUCACGAAAGUGGUCGGAUUUCGACUAAAGAAUUUGAAGCCGUUCACACCGUACAAGAUAUGGGUGCGUGCGUUCUACAACUUCUCCUUAGAAGGUGUGUCUUCAUCCGAUCUCCUCGAAAGGCUGAGUAACAAGUCUGAGCCUGUCUACGUGCUCACAGACGUGAUGCCCCCUUCUCCGCCCAAGAUCCUCAACUUGACGUGCGACAUUACCAAACGUACACUUUACCUCCAAUGGCGACAGCCGGUUGAUUACAACAACUCUUUAGACCAGUACGUGGUGACAAUAAGGAAGAUACCUGAGCAGCAACCACGCACUCGUCUCACACUGCCCACUAAUAGGAACGAUAUUGAAACAACAAUCAGCGUGGAAACUGAAUUGAUGAACGACACACAAUACGAGGUCAAGAUUUACGCUGUGACGCAAUCGGUGGCACGCCCCAAUAUUCUCAUAAAUGGUUCAGAAUCUCCACCAGAGAAACUGUUAAGCGAUUGGUGCGCUGCCCACUCGGAAGCGAUGUCGCCGAGUGAUGAUGUUACAGCAACAGCUGGAAUUCACACUGCGGCGCUCUUAGCAACGGCCACUAUAGCGCUCCUACUUACUGUUAUAGUCAUCAUACUUUAUUGGAGGUGCCGUUCUCGUCUUAGCAAAUGCGUGAGUGCCGUUUACAACUACUUGGAAGAAGGUGGUGAAAGGGCUGCCCGGGCUCCUCUCAACUCGUACAAGAAACCAGUGGUGAAUUGCUCGCCGUUGCGGUCGUGCACCUCUGGGGGCGCCGGCGGUGGUGGGGAUGGGCCGGAGGGGGCCUGCUCGCCGGCGGCGCGGCCCCCGCGCAUGUGCGGGCCGCACCAGCCCUGCGUGCGCGCACCGCUAUACCCCGCGCACGUGGCCGCGCUCCACGCCGACGGGGACAUCGGAUUCAGUAAAGAAUAUGAGAUAGUGGUGGCAAGGUCAGCGGCAUUAGGACACACGAGUCAUCACAGUACUCGGCCAGAGAAUAGACUGAAAAAUCGUUACCUGAACAUCACAGCAUACGACCAUUCCCGUGUCUGCGUCUCCGCCGGCGGUCGUUGCGGAGCCGCGGGUUGCGUGGGUGCGGGCGCUAGUCGAGGAUCCUCCUGCGACUACGUCAACGCCAAUUUCAUCGACGGCAUGCUGCCAUCGCUCGACGCCGCCGCCAUACGCCGCGUGCGCCGCAAGCUUGAGCGCUGCAAGCGGCCGCAGCGACAACCUUCCAUGAAACCCGCCAAGCCUCCGCCCAAUCUAGCGGAAGGCAUAGAAUCUGCCUUCCUGAACAUAGAAUUCUCCGGCAUCGUGGAAUCAGACGAACAAAACGAAGACUCGGACAGCGACCACAGCGACGAUGACUGCGAGUUGGACGACGUUUAUGUCGAUAUAGAUGGCGUGUCGACAAGGGUGAAAUUGGAAUGGCUGGUUUGGCGACGACGGUAUAUAGCAACCCAGGGCCCAACCCCGGCUACUUUGGACGCGUUCUGGCGCAUGAUCUGGCAGCAUCGAGUACACACUAUCGUCAUGAUCACUAAUCUCGUCGAAAGGGGCAGGCGUAAAUGCGACAUGUAUUGGCCUGGCGGCGGGCGCGGUAGUAGCGCUCAACACGGCGGGAUCCAGGUUCGAUUACUGCACGAAGACGUACGGGCUGCGUAUACUGUACGGCAUAUGCGUGUACGGCAUAUGAGGCUCAACGACAGCGAUAAGGGUAGCGAAUCGAGUAGCGAAUCACAGGACGUAGACAAAGACGGGUGGCGCCCUAUAGCUCAGUACCAUUACACCGUGUGGCCGGAUCACGGCACGCCGCGGCAUCCUUUGGCGGUGUUGCCCUUUGUGAGGGCAGCCUCCGCCGAUCCGGGCACGGUGCUGGUGCAUUGCAGCGCCGGCGUGGGCAGGACAGGAACCUACAUAGUAUUAGACGCACAAUUGAAUCAACUCAAACUUACGGGUACAUUAUCACCACUCGGCUUCUUAUGUAGGGCGAGAACGCAACGUAACCAUCUCGUGCAAACCGAAGAACAAUACGUAUUCGUACACGACGCGUUAUUAGAGCACGUACGGUCUGGCAACACAGAAGUCGAGUUUACGAAAGCCAGAGAAUAUUUAGUGAAACUUUUAGAACCAAUAACCGAAGACGAACUAGCCGUUUUGGACUUGAACGCUAAUAAACAUAAAAGCGUUAACGAUCUAACGAACGGCAUCGAAAAUGGAGAAACUUCGAGUAUUAAAUCUAAUAUGGCCGAAUGCAGUGAGAAGGAAGAAGUUAUGGAGAACGGUAGUCAAGUGUCGAUAAAGACUUGUGAUUUGAACAGUGAACAGAGCAAGUCGCAGUGUUCUGUCAGAGAUGUGACAGAUGAUUCUGACACUAAGGAGGUUUUAGUCAAUGGUGAGGAGACGGAAGGUGUUUAUGACCUCGCGCCAAGGUCUACCGAUACGUACAGUAAAAAGAUGAUGGCGUACAAUAAUAUGAAUGAGCAGGAGAAGGAAGAAAUGAGAAGAGUAAAUCGAGCCGAAAAUUAUGCUUUGCUAGAACGAAUGCGUUCGUUAGCGAACAGACAUCACACAUAUCAAGGACCGCCGCCAGUGAAUCUUCUCGAGAAACAGUUUCUGUUAAUAACGCGGUCAUGCGUUGAGCCGAGUGUUUGCGCUCGCGCACCGCACAACACGGAGAAGAAUCGGCCCGGGGGCAUCUUGCCUUCGGACUCUGCUAGAGUAAUGCUGGUGCCCAAACCAGGCGUGGAAGGCAGUGAAUACGUGAACGCCUCAUGGGUCUGCGGUCGUCGACGGAUGCGAGAGUAUGCAGUAGCUCAGCAUCCGAGGCCUUCGUCCGCGCCAGAUCUGUGGAGAUUAUUAUGGGAUCAUACGGCACAGUUAGUGCUAACACUGAGCGACACCGACGACCCGGAAUGCGAAAUAUUCUGGCCGACGGAAGAGGAGAAGGAGCUGUCCGUGGCCAACUUCAGGGCGAGUUUCGUUUCCAAAGACACGUACGUCGCUUACCGGAAAGUGGAUCGACAGUCUCCGGCUGAAUCGCCGGUAGAACCGGAAACGAACGGAUACCGGCGGCAAGAGAGUAGCGAUUGUGCCGACGACGAGAGACUUAUACCAGAAAAUGGUUCACCUAUUAUAGAAAACGAACCAGCUUACAGAUUCGACAGAACAGAACUCCGCCUUGAAAGACUCAGCACCGGCAACAGAGAUUUAUCAGCAAGGAAGUCGAUAGCAAACGGAGAUCUCUUCUCUUCCUUAUCAGAAAGCAAGAAGAAUGGUCCCAAAUCACCGCGAAGUCCUUCCAAAAUGUCCCUCAAAAAUUUCAAGCUUAGUUCUCCAACGAAAUUUAAAUUCCCCGAUUGGGGUUCCAGAGCUGCGGGGUCUCCACCAGAUGUAGCCCCUCCCCCUCCCCCAGUGGCGCCAUCUUUGACCGUAGAAGAGGAAGCCGAAUUACGAAGACCCUGUUACUACUUUGAGAAAACCAAUUCUGUCCCAGAGAACAUACCCACAGAUCGUAUUAUAGAAGUGACGAACGUCAGUGUGCAUUCUUUGCAAGAUGACUAUCAACUUAGUGUGAAAUUUAUCAAGUGUAGUGGGUGGUUGGAUGGUGACACUACGGAUUAUACUGCUGGUAAUCCGGAUACGAAUGAUUUUAUAAGGGCAGUGAAGGAAGCGCAGACUGAUAGUGGGAGAGAAGCAGCUAUAGACAGGUUGAUAGAACCGUAUAGAGAUUCGUUCGCGUUGAUAGAGUUCGUCGCUGGAUGCCAAAUGGAGUACAAGAAUGGACCAGUGGUCGUCGUUGAUAAAUACGGGGGUUGGAAAGCGAUGAGCUUCUGCACUCUAUCAGCGGCAUGCGGGGGCCUUCGCGACCCGACCGCUCACGACCCGUACUCGGAAUUCCGACCCGCCUCCGACGACUCCGCGUCCCUAUACACUUGCGCCGCGCUGGCCGCCCACGCGCGAUGCGACUCCGGCAACCCGCCCCACAGUCACGCCGCCCUGCUCGCCGCCUACUGCGCCAUCGCCGCCCGCCCACCGCUCCUGGCGCGGCACAGGUAUUCAAGUGCAUCGCAUCAAGUGUCACGGUAAUACAGUAGCUAUAAGUAAACAUUAAAUUGGAUCAGUGUAAUAAUAUCUUUUUGAAAUUUCGGUUGUGUGCGUUCCCGAUGAUGUAGUUUUGUUACCGUCAGGCUGUUAAAGUCGAGGUAAUAUUGUCCUAUUUCGACUAAACCUGCAUCGUACGACUAUAUAGGUUGAGAUUCGAGCGUAACAAAUGGUAAGUACUGGCCGUUAUCACAUAUUAAUUGUCUAUACAGGAUGGUUAAGUAAGUCCCUAAGUUCGAGUGACUUGAAAGGUUUGGUGUCGUAUUUCUGUUGUGACGUAAACGUUGCGUAACAAAAGACUGUCUCGUUAGCCGUUUAGUCCACUGUAACCAAUAUUAAAUAUUAUAGCGACAUCGCAAAAUGAUACCUGACUAAAAUUUUUGACCUACGUUAUUUCGUGAUUCAUUCGUCAUACCAAAACACUACAGUGGAUGUUAAAGCGCGUAGAUUGGAAUAAGACAAUUAAAUACCGGCCAAAGUGACAUUACAUUGUAUCGUUUGACGUUUUAAUGACAGUCGUGUGACGUCACAUACUACUAGUGAGAGGCCAUUAUAUACAGAGAAACGUUUUCUCGGCAGCUAAAAAAUUUAAUUUGUUUUUUUUUUUUUCUAAAUUACUCAACAGAAUUAAAAAUAUCCAGUUUCUAUGGGCUUCAUGAACUUACAUAAAUAAUGUGAGAUCGUUUUCUAAACUUGUCAAAUACUUUAUUGAUGUUUCUGGUCAGGUUUUGUCUGCUCAGUGCAGUGGUCACAAGAAAAGGGUGCAUAAUGCUAUUUUUUUGCUGAGCUAUGACAAGUCAGAUUUAUUUAACCACCCUGCAUGGCAUUAUGUUUCAAGCACGCGUGCGUCCCAAGCUUUGUUUAUAUACAUAGAACUUGAUGUUCGACAUGUAACGCUUGUAUAAUACAAUAUUAUAUAGCAUUUAUUAUUUCAUAGACUUGUUUCAUAUUAUUAUAAAUGUAAUUACUUUAAUUAAUCUCUGAAGCAACUGUAAUGCUCAAAUGUAUUGAAAAUAAAAUUAAAAUAACAAUAAUUUUAGCUGAAAAAAAUAUAUAAAUUAUUUUGUUAUUUAAGGCUUCGUCUCUUAUGAAAUAAGAUGUGGUUGUGUGCAUUAUGAAUAUUUACGGUUAUAUUUACGGGAUUAUAAUGGCAGAUGUGGAUUUUUCUAGCAUUUUUUUCGAAGGUAGAUAUUCAUUGAAAGACGGUGUUCAGGAAUGACGGGCGCCAGGCGGCAGCACUGAGCCGAAACUUAUACUCAUCUGUCUAAUCGCGUAUUUCGUCAUAGUCUAUGGAUAAAUUAAAACGCUCGUUCGAUUAAUUCGCGCCAAAACCUUCAUACAAAACACUUCACGCUACAGUGACACCAACUGGUGACCUGAAUUUUCGUAAACACCCUCAUUAGUUGCUUCUUCAUGCUGAUUGUUAGCAAUGAAGGUAGGAACUAUACCUAUCAUCUCACUGAAUUUUCAUUAGGAAAAAUAUAUAGCAAAAAUUUUAACGAACCGUUUGGGUUCGUCAAAGAUUUAAUUGGGAUGAGUGUUUCAUCAUUAUUUAAUAUGUUAGUUAAAACAUCUGGCCUACACAUUUUAUUCAUAUUUCGUAACCAAAGAGGCCAGUGACUGUCUCUAUCUAUGUGAGCGAAGUUCAUUGUAACCCCUCGUUUACACAAAGAGACAUUUUUUAAUUAAACUAUUAGCCAUGAUAUUAGGCUGAAUGUGAUAUAAAAAACACACGCAUUCGUAGUUUGAACUUAAUUUCCCGCGUUUCCCAUACAAUUUUAAGCCGAUCGUGUUUUGUUUUCGGGAUUACGGAAAAGUUUUGCAAAAUGCUUCUUUAUUGCCUAUAGCUAUUUUGUUUAAUUUCAAUUGUUCCUAUGAGUGAAUACCAAGUAACGUAUGCAACUGUACAUAACGUAGGUAUUAAAAAAAAACACGUGUCAACCUAUUAUUAGGUGUGAACAAAAAAUUAAGAGACAGCAUAAAAUAAGUUGAAUUUAUAUUUUAUACCUUGGUGUAAACGAGGAGUUACUCGCUUGCCAAUAGGGUUAACAAAGUAUUUGUUAAAAGGUGAGAAUUUGUAAGUUCUUACAGCAUGGUACCGUCUCAAGUCUUCAAAUAAAUUAUAUUAGUGUAGCGUAAUGCCAUUAUACUAUAGCUGAAGUUCAUCUGUAAUAGAAUCCAGUGCAAUAGUGCGCGUUUGGAAUAAACACGCAAGAAAUAGAUUAUAUUUUUAUUAAUAUUUUUUUUUCAUUGCCGAGUUGUCUGUGGUACGAUUAUGUAUAGAUAUUAAGUCGGCUCGCGACGACUAUUUCUUUGUAAUUUAAAUAUACAUGGAUGUAGGUAUGAAGUGUCGUGCCAUCGAAAAGAUGGUUAGAUGCCUAUGAAGAUGUUCAAAAAUACAAUUUUACCACUUUUAGACUAAAACUGAGUCUUAAAAUGUGAAGCGUAAACGUUAUCUUUGAAUGUCCAAAGGCGGUAUUUGUAAUUCCUAUUAAAUCAAGUUUAUGGUCCAGUAUUUUUUAUUGUAAUGAUGUAAUUUAGUGUAUUGUAAUUAUUAUGUAAAUGUGAAGACUGCUUAUUAGUGGUUUGUCAAUUAAGAAAAGUUUGGUUAUGUUUGUAAAGGUAAUGGUAUAAUUCUUGACAGAUCUUAUAUACUUCGAGUGUUUUAAUUCGUAUAACAUAUCUAUUGUGUUUUUGUAAUUAAACCGAUUCCAUGUUAAACAAUCGCGUUUAGUUAUAAACAAGAGUUAUACCAUUCUAGUAAUUUGGCAACUGACUUUUGUCCUUAUACGAUAUUAAUUUGAAACAAGUGCUUUAAUGUAACAAUAGAACACAUAUUUUCUCAGUUAUCGUUCACAAUGUUAGUAUAAAAGAUAGUUGUCAAAAUGUCAACGACCAGAGUGUUGAUUAAGACUCGAAACAGAAUUAAAAAAAAGAAGUCGAUUUGGUUGUGACCAGCAUUAUGUAAUAAUUAUAUAAAAUACGAACAUAAAUAAAAAAACGGUUACUUCAGAUGGUUUAUAUAUCUCUGUAUGAACAUUUUUUUGAGUUUUAAUCAACUAAAUAGAGAGUUAUAGAGGAAUUUAGGAGCGGAAGAUCACGGCGACGUGUGAGGUUUGCGUUAGAGUUCAGUGCCAUUAAAGUCUUAACGUAAUGUUACAUUUACAGUUAGAUUUAAAUUUGAAUAACUUCAUGUAGAAUAGUUAUUUUACCAUUAAUUGAUGUAGCCAAUUUUUUCUUUACUAAUAAUUAUUAACGUGAUAACUUUGCUUUCGGUAUUUUCUUAGAUAGCGUAACAUGAUGAUAUAAGGUUGGAAUUCCAACAACAGAACUUUUGUUAAUUUAUACAGUGUCAUUGAAAUUUCGACCUUAGUAUAUUUUGAAACUAUUUCGGUUUUGCCUACUUUAUAGGUAUAGGUAACAAGGACGUAUACUGCCUUAACUGAUUUUUUUAGUUUCAUUGUAUGAUUUUCAAUAGUUAAAUAUUUUAUACGUAAAAUCUGCGUGUACGCAAACUCACCGCCGCCGCACGCCGUUAACCAAAGAUGCGAUGUAAAUUGUGGUCGUAGUGUGCUGGAGUCGGGUGUCACAGCCUAUAUAAUAUUAUACUAUAUUAUUAGCUUUAAGGAAAUCCUAUGUAACUUUCAAUGUAUGCAUUCAAAACUUUUCCCUUCCCUGUCUGUCGGCAUUUAAGACGGCGUCUUCGGCUGCUAGUUUCGUUUUCUGAGAAUCAUAACAUCCUACCCCGAAAAGGAUAACAAGUAUCCUUUGUGUCAAACCAGGGCCCUAUUUCACCAAGUCUACAUGCAUUUUGAAAAUGACAGGCAUUUUGUUACAGUCGUUAAUUGUCCGUUUCUUACUUCGACGACAAUUUGUGUUGUGAAAUAUUUUUUUAAGCCGUCAUAAUGAGGAUCAUUACUAGGUCAGCAAAAAAACUCAUAAUCAACAGUAUAAUGAUCUAGUUAGCUUUUAAAUUAAUAUACUUUUUAAAUCAUCGAAAUCGGUUCAUUCGUUACGAUUUUAUAACUAAUUUUAUGGUAGCUUAUAUUUACAGGCAGCUGAAACGUGUGACGUCACAGAGCCCGAUCGUGGUUCACUCCGGGCGAACUUCAGUAGCGUCUCUACGCACGCUCGCGCCCGAGCGCUAGUGCUCUGUGGCGUCACAGCCACCACGCGGCCAGUCGAAAAUUCUUUUAGUAAUUUGGUCAUAGCUUCGUCAAUAUUUGUCGUAUAAGAAAAAAAUAACCACUGUAUGUUAAGGAAUAUAAAUCUGAAUUCUCAACUUAAAUCGUUACGGAUCCUCAUUGUCAAAUUGUCAGCAAUUCUUGACAUAAAAUCGGGGCUAAACAUUUUUAUAAUACAUUUUGCGUUCAAAGAAAAAUUAGAUAUUAUAGAUCACCCAACAACAAGGCUUGGUGAAAUAGGGCACAGGGCAUUAAGGAUAUACGUACCAAACUUCAUCCAAGUCCGUCCAGUAGUUUUUGCGUGACUGACAUCAUUCGCAUUUAUAAUAUUACUACCAUGUUAUAUUAUCACGAGAACCCAGUGCGGGUAGAUGGGUAAGAUAUUGUUUUUGGAUGGAAUAGGGAGAUUGGACCUAAACCCGCCAUGCGGCCAUUGUGUGGAUUGGUGGGUGGCAUAUUUUUGACGUGAUAACGUCUUAUAAAUCUAUGAACACCGGUUGCAUGCACGAAGUCAUUGAUCUUGUUGGUGGGUUGAUAUGAAUUGUUACGUCACACACGAGCGUUCAAAAAUAGGGAGUGUUAAAAAUGCCCGUGUAAGGUGGCAAUUAUUCUUUCGACGUUGUUUUUUAUACUGUAUAAAGGGGAUGUAAAUUACUAAAUUAAAAUCUAAAAAAAUAAUGCAUAUUCUCUAUUGGAGUUGCAAAGUGGAUAUUGAAAGCCUAUCAGCAGAAAGGUUAUAUUGAAGCCAUGAACUGGUAAUCUGUCACUAAUUGUUUCCAGACAUCUUAGACCCAACUGAUGACAAAAGUCGCUUCGUUGUGUUGUGGAUUCGGGAGUGACGCUUAUACACUUCUCUAUACCUUGAUGAUUUACCAGUCCCGCCAAGGAUUUUUAAAAUAUAAUUUUACUUAUAUAUAUAUAUUAUCCCUGAUUUCAUAAAAAUUGCUUCGAUCUUAAAUAAAUUAAAAUUUCAUCUUAUUUACUAUAUUUAACUUACUAAGAUAGUGUCUUAAAUAUGCCGACAGACAGGUUCUAAAGUAAUACUAUAGAAAUCGAUUAAGGACUAACUUUGACUCUAUAUGGUAUGCAGAAUAAUGUCGGGUGGUUUUCGUUUUAUAUUCGUUACUGGUUUUUGUUUUUAUAUUUUUAUAAUGAUGAUAUUUAUUUUCCUCUAGGUUAACCAACAAAUACAUAAAAUAUGUAUUAAUUAAAGUAAGACUUCUCAAAAGGAGAGUUAAUUCUUGUCAGUAAAUGUUAUAAUCAGGGUAUGUCAUUCAAUCAUUAAAUUCAAAAAUUUAACUAUUUAUACAGUAAAUUCGCGUUUCAUUAUUAAACAUUCACAAACUGGUUUCAGUGAACUUAUAUAUUUUUGAAGCUUAUACAUAUAAUGAUUGAAAUGUCAUUAUAGGGAAAACGCUUCAUUAAUGUUCAAGUUUUAAUUAAAGUAAUUAGCUCAACAUUUAAUAUUUUCUAUAUAAGCUCAGUUGGCGUUUCAUAAGUGAGAAGAGAGUAUACAGUGUUCAUUUAAACGUACGAACGUAAAAGUUGAAAGAUGGUAUUGGUUUAUAUCAAAUAGAUCGUGUGAUCAUAAAAUUGUAUAAAAAUAAAGCGCUAUCUUAAAAUAAUUUCUUAUCGAUUUUAUAGAUAAAUAUUUCACAUUAUCUGCCUUACUCGCUUAUACAUUUUAUUUCAUACAAAAUAUCGUAAACCUGGUUGGUAACCUUAGGGUUCAAGAUGAUUCAAAGACUAUAGUGGUAGUUUUCCUAUUACAGAGCAUAAUGCGACUCAGUGGCGCACAAUGCCGGAUUAUGCUGAUGCUUAAUUGGAACGUGAAUUAGUUUUCAAAUGCACCAGCAGAGUGCGCUAAGUACAGUGUUGAAAAAAAAAAUGGAUGCGUGUUACUUAUGUACGCGCGUGAGAAGUUAUACUUCUUUAGCAUCAUUAAAAAUAUUUUUUAAUUGCAUGCAAAUAAUUAAUAAUUACAAUAAAAUAAUAAAAGGACUGGAAAAGGAUAGUUAACACAGUCAAUUAAGUUCAGUUUUAAUUUGAAAAAUUAAAUAAAUAUUCAAAAUAUUCAAUUAAAAUCACUACUGAAUUUAAGUUAUUAGUCCAUAUGUAAUUAGCACUUGUAAGUAACUAAAACACGUUGUGUCUAUAUAGAAACUAGAAACAUGUGAAUAAAUAUUAUAAAUAUGAAAACAGUGAUCAGAGGCGACGAGCGUGCCAACAUUGUUUUUGACAACGCGAUCAUCUUAUGGAGCUCCGUGGAUCGUUCAAAGUACCUUUCGAACAGAUGUCUUAUAUUAUUAUUUUAGACACUAACAUUCAUAACGCGCCCGCGGCCAACUUCAUGGUGUUACUAUUGUGUUACAGUGAUGCGCGCGCAUCUCGAAAUUUCACUCACAUGAUUUUUUCAUAACGCGCCCGCGGCCAACUUCAUGCUGUUACUUUUGGGUUACAGUGAUGCGCGCGCAUCU
This is a messenger RNA of Chilo suppressalis (striped riceborer), 11729 nucleotides long. NCBI's taxonomy places the organism in Eukaryota, Metazoa, Arthropoda, Insecta, Lepidoptera, Crambidae. The record is from the annotation of a GenBank genome assembly.